UAGGUGGGCUAAAAGUUGAGUUAACCCAAACGACGUCGAACUCAGCGGUAAAGCAAUCACAAAGAAAACAUUAAACGCAAAUCAAAACCAAGACGUUAAAUGUUCACCUCACUAUACUGCCUCUGGUUUUCGCAAAAUACCUAAAGCACAUUAGCUGCUUCAGGCUAGCACUCGUCGCUAGCUCUGCCAUUGACUUAAGAGCAUUCUAAAUUAUCUUUGCUUCAGCUUGGCAGGCGGGUUUCCUCCAUGACAGACAACUUGCUAACUUUAUUGGGAUUUUCAUGUUUUUACCAUAGGGUUCUAAUACAUAUAUUCUGGAUGUUAUCUUGGUAUUUUUACCAUUAAACACAUUAAAAUGUUGCACACUUGGCUUGCCGAAAGCUUUCGUCAUCAUGGUCCUAGAGCCGUCCCCCAACCCAGAUCCAGUCAACAGCAAUCACUGUGUCCCUCGGUAAACGCAGUCGUGUACCAGACGUUUUUUCCAGGCAUUAUUGACCAACCAUUAAUGUCGUGAUUCAGAUAUAAAGAUGUCCUCUCCUCAGCCUGGCAGCCCACCUCUUGCAGAGCAAUACACCCCUCCUGCCCAGGAUGAAGAGAGCCAGCAAGAGGAAGAGGUGUUAAGGGAUCAGCCUUCAAAGAAACGUGGCAGAGGCAGGCCUCCAAAAGCCAAACCUUGCUUCAAAUGCUCUGCAUGCACAGAGGCUUUCAGGAGUCUAUCAGCUCUGCGGAGUCACAAGCUUUCAGCACAUGUAAAGGACCGUCAGCAGCAACUCUCAUGUUCUCAGUGUACCAAAACAUUCUCGAGCAAGGCUCAGCUCUCAAAGCAUGAGCGCACUCACUCAGCCCAGCGCCCCUUUCAGUGUCCCGACUGUCACAAGGCUUACAAGACCCCCACAGAGUUACGCAACCAUAGCCGCUCUCACACUGGGGAGAAACCUUUCAUAUGCACAGAGUGUGGAAAGGCCUUCAUGCAGGCUAUAUGCCUGAGGAUCCAUAUGACACAGCACAGUGGAGAGCGUCCUUACUCUUGCCGUCAUUGCUCUAAGAGCUACCCCACCCUGUCUAAACUGAAGGUGCACAUGCGCUCUCACACAGGAGAAAAGCCAUACUUCUGUGCCGAGUGUGGUAAGAGUUUUGCUGAUCCCUCUGUGUUCCGAAAACAUAGAAGGAACCACCAGGGCCAUCGGCCAUAUGCCUGUGACGAGUGCGGGAAAACGUACACAGAGCUGAAGGACCUGAAAAACCACGAGCGCUCCCACACUGGGGAAAAGCCGUACCUGUGCUCAGACUGUGGCAAAGCCUUUUCCCGCUCCUCCUCUCUGGCCUGCCAUCAGCGCAUUCACUCCCAGAAUAAACCCUAUCAGUGUGAACAGUGUGGCAAAGGCUUCACCCAGCUAUCCUCUUACCAGUCUCAUCUCCGCACUCACUCUGGUGAGAAGCCUUUCCUUUGUCCGCAGUGUGGCAAGAUGUUUUCUGACCCAUCCAGUUUCCGUCGCCACCAACGAGCCCACUUGGGUUUCAAGCCCUACCCCUGCGAUAAGUGUUCCAAGAGGUUCAGGCAGCCAGCUGAUCUGGCUGUGCAUGAACGUGUUCACUCUGGAGAAAGGCCUUACAAAUGCCAGAGCUGCGACAAGGCCUUUGUUGCAUCCUGGGAUCUGCGGCGCCACAUGCUUGUCCACACGGGACUCAGGCCCUUCUCUUGCACUGAAUGUGACAAGUCAUUUGCUGAGCGCUCCAGCCUCAACAAACACCGGCGGGUGCACUCUGGAGAGAGGCCUUUCAAAUGUGAGGAGUGCCUGAAGUCAUUUGUCGUGUCUUCAAGCCUGCGCAAACAUGAGAGAACUCACCUAGCUGAGCAGUCUGAGCAGCAGCAGCAGCAGCAGCAGCAACAGCAGCAACAACAACAACAACAACAACAACAACAACAACAACAACAACAACAACAACAAAACCAGGAGACAGAGGCAGGGUCAGUUUCAGGCUUUACUGCCCACACAACUCUCCCUCAGUUCUCCUGUACACACUGUGUUGCUACAUUUGGAACCUGGGAUGAAGUUCAGGCCCACGAAAGUCUUCACUCCAUCGACUCCACUCCUCCCACUGUUACCAAAAUUGUGCCACUGGGCUCACAUGUCUGUGAAACCUGCCAGGCAGAGUUUGCACACCUGGCAGACUUGCAGGAGCACGAGAAGCAGCAUCCCAAGCCGAGGCCUCAUGUCUGCAACAGCUGCGGCAAAGGCUUCCUCAACAAAUCUGGACUACGUAAACACCAGAAGAUCCACUCCACCGAUAAACCCCACAGCUGCCCCCAAUGUGGCAAAGCCUUUCUGUUUGCCGCCUACCUUCGCAAGCACUUACGGACUCACGCAGACGCUGCCCCGGCCGCCCCACAACUCAGUGACAUAAACAUAAUUCACACAGACCCGCUCCCAUCUCCUCCAGCCCCCAGUGAGGUUUCUCCCUCCACUGUUGAACCCGCCACCAUUUCCCUGACGGUUCCAGUCACUGUACCUGUGACUGCUUUUCAGACUCUGCCAGAGUACUUAGUCAAAGAAGAGGGACUUUAAGCUUUUUUUUUUUUCACUGUUUUGGAACCUUGACUCCACAAAUAUUUAGCCAGUGGCCUUAAAUAUUUUUCGAUGAUGGGUCUUAUUUUCCAAAAAAGUGUCAUUUUUCAAAAGAACUUCCUUCAGAAACUUCAAAAUAGUCUCCUACAUGUGAAUUGUUAACUCUUUGUCACUGUUUUGUAUUGCCAUGAUAUUUGCGAGAUGUUAUGUAUGACGUUCAUGUUUUAAAAUAUGUAUUAUACUAUAAGUAGCCUAUUAAGGAAUUGUCUUAUCUGUUGUAAUCUCCUCAUAAAAAAUGGUAUUGCAAUAUACAGUAUACUGUCUGCUGAUCACUCACUUAAAAAUGUUGUGAUUUCUGGUAAACUCGUUUUUUAUAAUGCAUUUUUAAUUACAGCUUAUCUCAAAUUCUUUAGAUUGUGAAUUUACAUUUUUUUUAGCUUAAAUUGUAACUGUUUUCUUGUGUAAUUAUUUGUAAUUACUCUCCUUGUCAUCUAAUAUUAUAAAAUUUGUUGAAUUAAAAAAAAAAGAAGAGUGGAAUUCCAAAACAUACAAAUAGUGGAAUUCAAUUUUUAUACCAAUAAAAAUGUGUAAUGUGCACAAA
Xiphias gladius (swordfish) is the source of this 3168-nucleotide messenger RNA. It is a transcript of the gene znf668, whose product is annotated as zinc finger protein 668. Bases 528 to 2567 code for a protein of 679 amino acids. The record is from RefSeq and is a predicted model, not a curated record. The transcript has 2 exons. Gene Ontology annotation, biological process: regulation of transcription by RNA polymerase II. Gene Ontology annotation, molecular function: RNA polymerase II cis-regulatory region sequence-specific DNA binding; DNA-binding transcription factor activity. NCBI's taxonomy places the organism in Eukaryota, Metazoa, Chordata, Actinopteri, Istiophoriformes, Xiphiidae.